AUGAUGAAUGCUCUUAUAUGGAAUAUUAGGUCUGUUAAUACCAUGGAAGCUUUUACAAGGUUGAUAAAACUGAAUCAAAGAUACCAUUUUGGUUUUAUAGGAUUAAUGGAACCUUUUCAAGAUUCAGACAAGAUAGAGGAAUAUAGAAGAAGACUUGGAAUGGAGCAUGCAAUAGCUAAUAUAUCUGGUAAGAUUUGGGCUUUUGUGGAAGACAUUUUUGACUAUUACAUAAUGGUGGAUCAUCAGCAGCAUUUAACCAUUAAAUUAAGGGUUAGAGGAAGUCAGGAGGAUAUGCUAGUGUCACUAUUGUAUGCAAAGUGUACUCAAGCUGAAAGAUUGGAGUUGUGGGACUCUCUGAAGGAUUUAUCUACCUCAGUUGAUAUUCCUUGGAUGAUUGGGGGUGAUUUUAAUGCAAUAACUUCAGAGCAUGAGAAUUUUGGUGGUCUUCCAGUAACCAUCAAUGAAAUUCAGGAUUUCAGAAGUUGCAUCCACAACUGUGGAAUAUCAGAUUUGGGAUUUAGUGGCAGUAAAUUUACUUGGUGGAAUGGCCAAAGUGGUGAUGAUUGUAUUUUUGAGAGAUUGGAUAGAUGUAUGGGUAAUCAGCUACUACAAGCAAAGUAUUCUAGUGUAGGUAUCAAACAUUUGAUCAGGAGUGGGUCAGAUCAUGCUCCUAUGUUAAUUUCCUACACAGGAGACAAUAGAAGCAUCAAAAAACCUUUUAAGUUUUUGAACUUUUGGGUAAAGCAGGAAGGUUUUAUAGAGUUGAUUAAACAAAAUUGGACAGCUGAUUUUCUGGCAAAUCCUUUCAUACUUUUUCAUCAUAAACUGCAAAAGGUGAAAGCAGCUUUAUCACAAUGGAGUAAAGCAACUUUUGGGAAUAUAUUUCAAGAAAUUGAAGCUCUUGAAGAGAUCAUUAAGGCAGAAUUAAACAGAUAUUUACAUCUAGAGGAAGAAUUUUGGAAACAGAAAGCUGGGGUGCAGUGGUUUCAGGAUGGGGAUAGAAAUACAAAAAAAAUUCAUGCCUAUGUUCAGGGGAGAAGGAAAAGGAUGCAAAUAAGAAGAAUCCAAAGAGAAGAUGGAAACUGGAUAGAAGAAGAAGGGGGAAUCAUUGUUGAAGCCAUAAGAUUCUACACUGCUCAGUUUACAAAGGAAGAAGAUCCAAAAGAUUUUGAAAUUCUAAAUCAUUUGCCCAGAAUGGUUUUUGAGGAAGAUAAUUUGUGGUUUGAAGCAGAACCAACUAAAGAAGAGGUGAAGGCAGUGGUUUUUCAACUAAAUGGUGAAAGUGCAGGAGGAUCGGAUGGUUUUACUGGUGUAUUUUAUCAAGCUUGCUGGGAAAUCAUUGGAGAGGAUGUUACCAAUAUGGUGAAGGCUUUCUUUUGUGGAGUUGAACUUCCCAAGUUUGUUACUCAUACUAAUUUGGUCUUAUUACCAAAGAAAGAGAUGGUUAACACCUUCUCUGAUAUGCGACCAAUUAGUUUGAGCAACUUUGUGAACAAAAUCUUUUCUAGACUGAUUCAUGAGAGAUUGGUUUCCAAACUAUCUGAUAUUAUAUCACUCAAUCAAUCUGGGUUUGUUAAAGAUAGAAGUAUUGUGGAGAAUAUACUGUUGACUCAAGAAAUUGUUUCUGAUAUAAGGCUGAGGACAAAAGAUGCAAAUGUUAUAAUUAAGCUGGAUAUGGAAAAGGCCUAUGACAGGGUAUCUUGGUUGUUCUUAACUAAGGUACUUAGGCAGAUGGGAUUCUCAGAGAAGAUGAUAGACAUGGUCUAUAGGAUUGUUAACAAUAACUGGUACUCUGUGUUGGUAAAUGGGCAGCAACAAGGUUUCUUUCAAUCUACCAGAGGAGUAAAGAAAGGGGACCCUCUUUCCCCUACUUUAUUUAUCCUAGCAGGUGAGGUUUUAACUAGGAGUUUGAAUGCACUUCAUCAGAAUAUUCAAUUUAAGGGUUUUGGCAUGCCUAAAUGGAGUCCAAAAGUAAAUCAUCUUGCCUAUGCUGAUGACAUGAUCAUCUUUACUUCAGCAGAUGUGGUAUCUUUGCAAAAGAUAAUGGGGAUUUUGAAGAAUUAUGAGCAGACUUCUGGUCAAAAGAUUAAUAUGGACAAAAGUGUUGUUUGUAUGCAUAAUAAUGUCCCAGGGGACAUUAGUAUAACAGUUGAGAUUGUAACUGGCAUUAAUAGAAAAGAAUUUCCUUUUAUGUAUUUGGGCUGCCCUAUUUAUCAUUGUAGGAGGAAGAAGGAAUUCUUUAAUUCUUUGAUCCUUAAAAUCAUGAAUAGAUUACAAGGAUGGAAGGGUAAAAUGUUAUCUUUUGGAGGAAGGGCAAUUUUUAUUAAACAUGUGCUUCAAAGCAUGCCAAUACACAUGUUAUCAGCUUUUAACCCUCCUAGUGGGAUCAUCAGGCAAAUUCACAAGAUGUUUGCUCAGUUUUUUUGGAGCAAUACUAUUGGGUGUAAGAGCAGACAUUGGGUGGCUUGGAAUAAUUUGUGUGUUCCAACUACAGAGGGGAGCCUAGGUUUUAGAUCAUUUCAUGAUGUGUCUUUGGCACUUUUUUGUAAACUCUGGUGGAAUUUCAGGACAAAAACUACCUUGUGGAGUGCUUAUAUGACCAACAAAUAUUGUAGGAAAGAUCAUGCUAUAGUGGUACAAUGGAAACAGGGGUCACAGACCUGGAAAAGAAUGUUAGAAGCCAGGGACUUAAUAGAACAUCAAAUUUGGUGGCAAGUUAGGAAAGGGGAUUCACAGUUCUGGUUUGACAAUUGGAUUGGAUUGGGAGCUUUAUACUAUGUAAAUCCAGGGAAUACUUAUGAUGAGAGAAUUCAGAAUGUCAAAGAAAUGGUAGUACAGGGGAGGUGGAAUAGAGGAAAAUUGAUGGAAGUACUCUUUGAAGACAUUGUUGAUCAUAUAAUGGAGAAUAUAACUCCACCCAGGGAAGAAAGAGAGUUUGAUAGACCAUGGUGGAUACUAGACACAAGUGGGGAAUUUACAAUUAAAUCAACUUGGGAUUUUAUUAGGUUAAGGGGACCACAACUGGACAGUUACAGGUUCAUGUGGAUAAAGGGGUUGCCUUUUGAAAUUUCUUUUUUUCUGUGGAGAUGCUGGAAAUACAAAAUCCCUACAGAUGAUGUGUUAAAGAAGAUGAAUAUCAAUUUGGUGUCUAAGUGUUGGUGUUGUAUAAGUCCUAGGGAGGAGACUAUGCACCAUUUGUUUCUAACAUCAGAUACAUCUAAAAGGACAUGGUCCUUUUUCUGCAAUGCUGCAGGAAUAAGUAUGGAAGGAAUGCAACUGCAACAAUUAAUUGUGAACUGGUGGAAGGCACCAGUAACUAACAGAUUGAAACAAAUAUAUGCUGCAGUGCCAUCAAUUAUAAUGUGGGAACUUUGGAAGAGAAGAAAUGGUAUUAAACAUGGGCAUCGGAAGGUUAAUAGUUCAGUUAUCUAUCUAGUCUUAAUCUCUAUUCAAAGACUACUAUUAUGCAGGAAUCCCUCUAUUAGAAAUAUUCCUGCUGGAUGGAAGGAUCUGAUUCAAAUGUUGGAGGGAGGCAAGGCAAGAGUGAAGGUAACACAAGUUAGAUGGAAUUUACCUCCACUUGGGUGGUGUGCUUGCAACACAGAUGGUGCUUCUAGAGGUAACCCAGAGAGGAGUGCCUAUGAUUUUUGUUUGAGAGAUGCUGAAGGGAAUUUAAUAUAUGCACAAACUGAGGAAAUUGGUUAUGCCACAAAUGUAGAAGCAGAAAUUGUGGCUCUUUUGGAAGCCUUGAAGUACUGUUGGGUGGAAGAGGUGGAGGAAUAUAAGAGGGAUUUGGAUGUCAUAUUCAAUCAUACCCUAAGGGAAGCAAAUAAGUUGGCUGAUGCUUUAGCCAACUUUGCCUUAGAUGAAGGUCCUUUACAGUACUACUUGUUUGAGGAGUUGAAUUUGCAGAUGAGAAGGAUCUUAAAUAGUGAUAAGAGUUUAUGUUACAGGACUAAACAAUACAGAGGAAGUGGAAACUGUUGUGUACUACAUCUUAGCAACAACAAGUCAGUUACUGGACAUCAAUACAAACACAAAAGGUACACCAAUGACAGGGAACAAAUAGAGAUGGUGUGGGUCUACUUUGUGGUAUUAGUACCAAAUGGUACUCAAUCAAAGGGAUGCACACUACAUCUAUUUGUAUCAAUGUCAAGGGAAGGCAUAUCAUGCAAUGAGAUCCACAGGCCACAACAAUCAGAAAAGUCACAAUACAGGACAAACACAUAUAUACAAGGCAAAGCUAGUGUCAUUCAGAUACAGCAGGUUCAACGGAGGGGGAGAGUACACAAUCAAAUUCUAAGUCAUGACCUAUACCAAAUAGAUUUGAUGGAUGCCUUAUUUGUGGUAUUAGCAUCUUAUGAUGCUCAGUCAAGUGGGCAGAAAUUAAAUCUAUACAAGUAUAAGCCAUGGCUAGAAGGAGAUUUACAACAGAUUCAAAUACAUAGGACAAAUCAAGUAGGGAACCAAAUAGAUUCUACAAAGCUUACAGGUGAGAUGAAGUUCAGAUCCAGCAGCUAG
Messenger RNA from Lycium barbarum (goji berry), 4521 nucleotides. RefSeq lists its product as uncharacterized. Bases 1 to 4521 code for a protein of 1506 amino acids. The record is from RefSeq and is a predicted model, not a curated record. The transcript has 4 exons. Gene Ontology annotation, molecular function: nucleic acid binding. NCBI's taxonomy places the organism in Eukaryota, Viridiplantae, Streptophyta, Magnoliopsida, Solanales, Solanaceae.